GACUGAUGCUGCCCAGGCCCCUGCUGAACCCCUCGGGUCGCCUCUCAUCUGUCCCAGCUCCUUUCUGCAUCUACUCCCACGGGUGCUGCUUAAGAGGAGGAGAAUACACUAACUAAAAUGGAUGAUAUCUUCACGCAGUGCCGGGAAGGCAAUGCGGUUGCAGUUCGAUUAUGGUUGGACAAUACAGAGAACGACCUCAAUCAAGGAGAUGACCACGGCUUCAGCCCGCUGCACUGGGCUUGCAGGGAGGGCCGCUCCAGCGUGGUGGACAUGCUCAUCAUGAGAGGGGCUCGCAUUAACGUCAUGAACCGGGGGGACGACACGCCCCUACACCUGGCCUCCAGUCACGGACAUCGCGAAAUCGUGGGAAAGCUGAUUCAGUGCAAAGCAGACACUAAUUCAGCCAAUGAGCACGGGAACACACCACUGCAUUAUGCCUGCUUCUGGGGCCAAGACCAAGUGGCUGAGGACCUUGUGACUAAUGGGGCUCAGGUGAGCAUCUGUAACAAAUAUGGGGAAACGCCCCUGGACAAAGCCAAACCACACCUGCGUGAACUCCUCGGAGAAAAAGCUGAGAAAAUGGGACAGAACUUGGCUAAGAUUCCCUUCAAGGACACGUUCUGGAAAGGCACCACCAGAACUCGACCCCGCAAUGGCACUCUGAACAAACAAGCAGGCAUUGACUACAAACAGCUCUCUCUCCUGGCUAAAGUGAACGAGAACCAGUCUGGAGAGCUGUGGCAGGGACGCUGGCAAGGAAAUGAGAUUGUUGUUAAAGUGCUUAAAGUUCGUGACUGGACCACAAGAAAAAGCAGAGACUUCAACGAGGAAUAUCCAAAACUCAGGAUAUUUUCCCACCCGAAUGUCCUUCCUAUGUUGGGAGCAUGUCAGUCUCCUCCCGCCCCUCACCCCAUCAUCAUCACACACUGGAUGCCUUAUGGCUCCCUCUACAACGUGUUGCAUGAAGGCACCAACUUUGUGGUGGACCAGACACAGGCGGUGAAGUUUGGGCUGGACAUUGCUUGUGGAAUGGCCUUCUUGCACACACUCGAACCCAUGAUCCCUCGCCACUAUCUCAACAGCAAAAGUGUUAUGAUAGAUGAAGACAUGACAGCCAGGAUCAGCAUGGCAGAUGUCAAGUUCUCCUUCCAGUGUCCUGGCAGGAUGUACUUGCCUGCAUGGGUAGCCCCCGAGGCCCUGCAGAAGAAGCCAGAAGAGAUCAACCGUCGGUCAUCAGACAUGUGGAGCUUUGCCAUCCUGCUGUGGGAGCUGGUGACCAGAGAAGUGCCGUACGCUGACCUCUCCAACAUGGAGAUUGGCAUGAAGGUUGCCUUGGAGGGUUUGAGGCCCACUAUCCCCCCUGGCAUUUCGCCCCAUAUUUGCAAGCUCAUGAAGAUAUGCAUGAACGAGGACCCAGCAAAGAGGCCCAAAUUUGACAUGAUUGUGCCAAUUCUGGAGAAAAUGCAGGACAAGUGAAACUCCUCCUCUUCCCUCCUGUACUGAACCGUUGCAUUAGAGGAUAUCUUGUCCCAAAUGUCCCUCUGAUAUAUUGGUGUGGUGCUUGCCAGUAUUGCCUUAAACUCUCGCUUUCUGCUGCAUUCAACACCACUGUAGCUUCAGCUUCUGAGAUGAAUUCAGCAGCAGUCACGUCUUGUACGCCUUUGUUCUUUCCUUUUUUUUUCAAUGUGACAUCAAGUUUUUAUUAUUACUGUCUUCAUCUAUGUCACUGAUUUGCUGUCUUCACAGGAGUUUGUGUUGACUGUUCAUCCCUAACUGUAAUCAUGUGAUUGAGUUAUAUCCUCUUAUAGACUGAAUAACCUGUGGAGGUCAGCAUGACAGACUGCAGCACUCCUUCGGUGGAUGUAAGGCCUUGUUUUUCUUACCUGGAGUGUGCUUGCCUUGUAAGGAAACUGCUCCUCUAUAAUGUUGGCCCCUAAUAAAUCAGAUAACAUAUUAACUCAAAGCUUGUCUUGUGGGAAAAAGUAGUUGUGUUGGCUACAAACUGUAUGCAACUGGGCAAGCAUGACGCAUGUCUGAAACCAAGCAUUUAAACAAUAUAUCAGAUUAUAAAAAUGUUUAUGAAAGAGUGAUGCCUGUGAAAGUACUUAGCAGUAAUACCUUUCAGCUUGGCUGUGUUGUGAUGUGUUUAAGCCUGACCGUAAACUGCUGACAGUGAUGUAAAACUGCCCAUAGAAACUUUAUUUUCAUGCACGAAAAAUGGCAAUUUUGGGCAGAUUACUUUUAUAUGGAUUGCAAGAUUGCUAAUUUUCUUGUUGAUUGCUAUCAUGUAAUGUAAUUAACUAGAAGACUCAAAGGUUAUCUACUUAUUCUCAUUUCACUCCCUUCAAAAUUUUAACGUUUUUAUACGAUCAAAUACUGUUGGCUGUACUUUUUUCACACCGAGUAUAAUCUCCUCAAAAUGUCUAAAAGUGUUUGUGCUCAACUCACAAGUGUUUUUUUUUCUUGCUGAAAGCUGGCUGUGUCGUUAGGAAUUAAUUCUGCAACUGAGAUAAUUUAUUCGUAGAUAUCAAAGAUACAGUAUGUUGUGCUUAAUGGUUGUGCUUUCGAGCAAUGGACUGCCUUUCUUACAAACUUUACGGCGACAUCAGAAGAAGCUGCCAACAGAUGGUGACUGGGACAAGGAGCGGGGGUGCUAACAUCCUGCAAACCUUCAUUUUGUUUUCUCACGUGUUUUUAUUUCUUUGGUCCUCUACAUUACUUCUGACUUUCUUUCAAUCUUGUGGGUUUUUGUUCUACCUGCAUCGUCCAUGUGCCUACACCAGCUGGCUUAUUUGUGCUGAAUCACAGGUUGAAGCCAAAAUCAAGAAUGACUUUCACAAAUGUAUGUAUUUAUAUAUAAGUAUAUUAAAAAGAAAAAAUAUGGGCAA
Gymnodraco acuticeps is the source of this 2888-nucleotide messenger RNA. Its product is annotated as integrin-linked protein kinase. The record is from RefSeq and is a predicted model, not a curated record. The transcript has 12 exons. NCBI's taxonomy places the organism in Eukaryota, Metazoa, Chordata, Actinopteri, Perciformes, Bathydraconidae. Gene Ontology annotation, molecular function: protein kinase activity; protein binding; ATP binding. Gene Ontology annotation, biological process: protein phosphorylation; cell-matrix adhesion; substrate adhesion-dependent cell spreading. Bases 118 to 1476 code for a protein of 452 amino acids. Gene Ontology annotation, cellular component: focal adhesion; stress fiber.